Petromyzon marinus (sea lamprey) is the source of this 3704-nucleotide messenger RNA. It is a transcript of the gene NXF1, whose product is annotated as nuclear RNA export factor 1. Gene Ontology annotation, cellular component: cytoplasm; nucleus. Lineage: Eukaryota; Metazoa; Chordata; Hyperoartia; Petromyzontiformes; Petromyzontidae. Gene Ontology annotation, molecular function: protein binding; RNA binding. The record is from RefSeq and is a predicted model, not a curated record. Gene Ontology annotation, biological process: poly(A)+ mRNA export from nucleus.
GAGUCUCGCGAGAUUAACUUUCGUCCGCGAGUCUCGAGCAGAGGGGGUAGGGCUUCCCCUGCAAUCGUUCCCGUAAGCGUCGAAGCACAAUAACCUUCGUCAAUAUCAAGACAUACAUACGCGCGCGCACACACGAAAACCACGGCGGGAAAAAAACGCUGUCUUCGAAGUUCGGUCUGGUUACAAGAGUAACCUGUGGUUGUUUUUUUUAAUUAAAUAUCCCUCAAAAAGAUGUCGCAGAAGCAAGACGCCGAUCAGUUCUUCGACGGGCGCCAUUAUAGCGAACAUGACGAUCGCACGGGGUCUCAGGCUGUAGACCGGAGGAACAGGGGUCGAGGCCCUAGACUCUACAUGGAUGGGAGGUCGUCGGGGUCCCCUGCACGCUCUAGCGGUGGAGGAGGCAGCAGUGGCGGUGGCGGCGGUGGCGGCGGUGGUGGCGGCGGCAGAAGAAGUGGACAUGGAUAUUUUAGGGGAAAUCGGAAAGGCAGGAAUAACGGUGGUGGCGGUGGUGGCGGUGGUGGCGGCGGCGGCGGCAGGGGAGGUGGAGGUGGGAGAAUAGGUGGCCCAAACCCCCGCUCCCAUCUGAAUGACGAUGAUGACGUGGACAUGUGGGAAGAUAUGCCAAGUUCACGGGCGCGAUUCACACCGUACUCAACCAAUCCCAAUCGGUGGCGGCAGCAGCAGCGGACAGACCACCGGCGCUCGGCUGUUGAGGUCACUUUCCGUCCCGAUUCGACGGGGUAUGGAGGGCGACCGUCACACAGCACAAGCGGAGGCCACAGGGAGCGGUCGUCGUGGUACAAGAUCACGAUUCCCUUCGGGAAAAAGUACAACAAGACGUGGCUUCUGCAGUCGCUGCAGCAGGCUUCCUCCACGCCCUUCACUCCCGUGCAGUUCCACUAUGAAGACAAGCGGGCAGUGUUCCACUUGGAGGACCGCGCGGCAGCCGAAGCUCUGAAGAGCAUCUCGCGGCAGAUAGUGGACACCGACAACUUUAAGGUCGCCGUUGUAAUGAACCAGUCGGGCCCACCGCCAUCGCUCCUUAAUGACCUGAAAGAGGAGGAUCUACAGCACAUCAAGGAAUGUUUAAGCAGAAGAUUUGAACCUGCUGAACAAGCCCUAGACUUGAGUGGAAUAAGAAAUGAUGAAGAGCUUCAGGCCCGAGGCGUUGACUUGGUCAUGAACCGCAAGAGCUGCAUGGACGCGGUGACCAAGAUCAUCAGCGAGAACAUACCCACAAUCAUGUCCCUCAACUUGAGCAGCAAUCGCCUGUACCGGUUGGACGACCUGGCCGAACUGGCCCAGCACACGCCGUCCUUGAAGACCAUGAACCUCUCCAGAAACGAGCUCAAGUCCGAACGUGAUCUGGACCGGAUCAAGGGUUUCAAGCUGGAGGAGCUGUGGCUGAGUGGCAACUCGCUGUGCGACUCCUUCCGUGACCAGUCGGCCUACAUCAGCGCCGUGCGACAGCGUUUCCCCAAGCUUAUGAAGCUGGAUGGACAGGAGCUUCCGCCGCCGAUCGCGUUUGACCUGGAGGCGCCCACAACUUUGCCGCCCACCAGGGAGGGUUACUUCCCCAACGAUGAAAUCAAGAGCCUAAUCCUGCGGUUUCUCACGCAGUACUUCACCGUGUACGAUUCUGCAAACCGCCAGAGUCUGCUCAACGCUUAUCACGACACAGCUUGUUGCUCCAUCACCAUCCCACACAGCCCUCAAAACCCCUCAAAAAGCAGCCUGGGCGAGUACUUCAAAGAGAGCCGGAAUAUCAAGAGGCUGAAAGAUCCAAUCAUGCGGCAGAAGCUGUUGAAGCACACGCGGCUGAACGUGGUGGCAUUUCUCAACGAGCUGCCGCACACACAGCACGACUUGCCCUCCUUCGUCAUCGACGUCAGCGUGCACCUGGCGUCCCUGCUGAACUUCACAGUCAACGGCUUCUUCAAAGAGACCGAGGGGAAAUGCCGUGAGUCAGUGAGGGCCUUCUCGAGGGUGUUUCUCGCCGUGCCGGCCGCCAACGGCGGGCUGUGCAUCGUGAACGACCAGCUGUUUGUGCGCAACGCGAGCACAGAGGAGAUCCGCCGCGCGUUCGUUAUGCCCGCGCCCACGCCGUCGAGCAGCCCCGUACCCACGCUCACGCCGCUCCAGCAGGAGAUGCUGCAGGCGUUCUCCACGCAAUCCGGCAUGAACCUGGAGUGGUCGCAGAGAUGCCUCCAGCAGCACAGCUGGGAUUUCGAGCGGUCGGCACAAAUCUUUACUCAACUAAACACUGCGGGGCAUAUUCCCAAGGAAGCAUUUGUGAAGUGAUCUGGGGGCAUUCCCCCCCCCAACUCAACUCGGUUCCGGACAGAACCUCGCUCACGGUCCAAAAGUUUUCCUUCACGUCGUCGGCCUUUCGUCUCGCGUCCUUUUUGCAGAAUCCUUUUUUUUUUUACAAUGGUGGGGAGGGAAUUAUAUUUAAAAAAAACGAUGGCAACUGUCUCUCCCCCACCCCCCCUCUACUCCUCUUUUCCACUGUACAACCAAGCCAUGCUGGGGCCAUGCCAAAAGCAGCCCAGCACAACUCAGGAGGCACAACGUUGUUUUUCCACUGCAGAAGCGAAGCUGCAUCAUUGACGCCUUACACACACAAGGAUUCAAGACGCGCGUGAAUGACGAGGCGACGCUGUGUCGGGAGUUGCACCAGUGCCACAAUGGACGCAGCGUCGUUAGUCCUGACCCUGGCCCUGCUUGGCCCCGAGCCAGAUCCCAGUGUAGUUAUGGUUUGGUUGAGGGCCCCCCCCUCCUCCUGUGCGGGCUUGGCUCGGAUGUUCCAUUUGCAAAGUGGGAGGGAGGGGCGUACCCUUCCAUCUGACCCACUAUUUAAAACCUAGGCGUACUGCUUGUUUUGAUCUCGACUUUAUUGUAUCAAAAAUUAUUUCACGGCAAUAAAAUAUCCAUCGGUUGAAACUCAGUACAAAAGAGACAGGGAGCCAGUAAUGGUUAGAAUUGCGCGGUUUUUUAUGUUGAUUGUGUAACUAACGUUUUAACAAGUAUUACGUUUGGAAAAUACGAUUGAUGCUUAGUAACGCUUUUAGCUCCCGCAGCGCUUAAAUCGGAGCUCCUCAAACUCCAAACCUCAAAGCCCCCUUCCCCCCCCCCCACUACAGUGCAGAUACCCUUAUUUACCAGUCGAAAGGAUGCCUUAAAUGGUUGUGUAAAGGCUUCAAUAAUUUGAAGAUCACGCGGGAAUGUGAAAAGGCAGAUGGACAGACCAUGAUGGGGAUGAGAGAUCACUGGAGCUUAAGAAAUCUGCUUAAGGAUCCAUGUUUCAUAGAGUUGACACAGGUAUCUUUUUAUUACUGUUAACUUUAACGCUUAACAAAUUGUGCUUUUUUUGAAGAAAACCUGGCUUGUACAUGAGCAAAAGUCAUUGUAUUUACCAAUUAGCAUCGCAAUGAAUGAAAGGCGAGAGGCUUACGUGUUGACUUUUGAGAGUUGUGUGUGUGUAAACGGUCACACUUGGCAGAGUAAAUAUGAAUCUGAGCCAAGUGCCGACUUUUGUGGUGCUUGAAAACCGUCUUCUACUUUACGCCUGGAUGUGAUGCGCUUUUUUUUUUUUAUAAAAAUGUCAGCAUAUGUGGAAACUUUAAAGUUUAUGUAAUUUUCUGAGCAGGGCUGUUUUUUGUUGUUUAAAAUGAGCAAACGACACAAUAAAAUAUUAUCUCUGC